Molecule: messenger RNA, 1625 nt
Organism: Planococcus citri (citrus mealybug)
Lineage: Eukaryota; Metazoa; Arthropoda; Insecta; Hemiptera; Pseudococcidae
Product: vesicular glutamate transporter 3-like
Exons: 10
Coding region: 69-1550 (493 amino acids)
Biological process (GO): transmembrane transport; monoatomic anion transport
Cellular component (GO): membrane
Molecular function (GO): transmembrane transporter activity
Source: RefSeq, a predicted model, not a curated record
GGUGAAAAAAUCGCUCAACAAUUUCUUCCAUAAGCUAGUUUCUAUUAAAAAUUAGGACGUUUAGUGAGAUGAAAUCCAACGGUGUGAUCGAACCGGAUGUUCCAGAAAAGUUUCCAUAUAACAACAAUAACGAUAUACCAAAAAAAGUGCCAAAGGAUCCUUCGAAAGCAAUAUGGUGUUCCAAAAGAUUACUCGUCGCUAUUGCGGUAUUCAUGUGCUUUGCCAAUUGCACCAUGUUGAUAAAUGUGACCAAUAUCGCUGUCGUCGAGAUGACUUCCAACAAAACAAUCACGAUGGGAGAUGAAACUUUUAUUCGACCAGCUGAAUUUGAAUGGGAUACUGUAACCUUAGGUACUGUUUCUAAUGUCCUCUGGUAUGGAGGAUUAUUCGCUCUAUUUGGAGGAUAUUUUGUGGAUAAAUUCGGAGGAUCUGUGAGCUGUUCGAUGAGUUUGUUAAUUGCUGGAUUCUUGACUAUUUUUCAUCCGGCCAUUUUGUAUCUGGAUUUCAACGCGUUUCUGGUGUGUCGUUUCGUGACUGGAUUUUUUCUGAACGUAUUUUCCAUAAGCACUGCCGAACUAUACUCCAGAUGGUUUCCAAGAAAAGAAAGAUCCACACUAAUUUCGAUUGGUUACAACGGAGUAAAUGCUGGAAUCGCCCUUGCUUUUCCUCUAUUUGGCUUCAUAGCGAAUAAAUGGGGAUGGCAAAUGGUAUUCUAUGUCUCAGGAGUAAUAUCUUUAAUUAUAUCCAUACUUUGUCUAACCGUGGUGAAGAAUCGACCUUCCCAAGAUACUUGGAUUUCCAAGACUGAACUCGCUUACAUACUCGAAGAAACUGGACACGAGUUUCGAGAAGAACGAUCUCAUCCUUACAAACGUAUUCUUUUAUCAACUCCAGUUUUAGCCAUGUGUGUUGGUAAAUUCACGUUGAUGUGGAUAAACACAAUUUUGAGCGCAAGUCUGCCCUUAUAUAUUAAAGAUUUGACAAAUAAAAGUACAGAUGAAGUGGGUAUCAUUUCUUCGCUCCCCACAGUAGCUCAAAUAUUCGCGUUCCCAUUGGCUGGAAUAUUUCUGGACGGAUGGAGAAACAGAAAAGGCAUCGAUCUGACAAGGAUGCAUAAAAUAACCAUUUGUAUCGCCUUCCUCUCAUCCAGCAUUUUAUUCGUGGUGGCUGUUUUCAUAAAUGACUUCACGAUAUCCAUGAUUCUCUUCGUAGUGAUUCAAAUCAUCAUGUCGACAGGUCCAGCGGUACUCGAACCAAUCAUUGUGAACAUAUCUCCCAACGACACCAGCGUUAUAGCAGCAUUGGGUAAAUUUUCCUUCAGUAUGGGAUCGAUUGUUUCAAGAACUUGUAUUGGAUUCAUGACCAUUAAUCAUAGCUCUCAAGAAUGGAACAAUUGUUUUCUUUUGACAUCUGCAGUUUUGAUUUUAAGCACUGUGAUAUUUCUUCGAUUCGCAUCCAGCGAAACCCAGCCAUGGUCUUCAUCGACAAAUUUUGAUCAAGAACGUACUCGUUUGAUUAAGAUUAACUACCGCAGGAGAACAUCUUCAUAGAUCUGUAAUAGUAAUAGGUACCUAUUAAAAAUGAAUUCUAAAAACGUGUAAUAAAUCCUCGUGACUGUCUAUGUA